Molecule: messenger RNA, 10119 nt
Organism: Cataglyphis hispanica
Lineage: Eukaryota; Metazoa; Arthropoda; Insecta; Hymenoptera; Formicidae
Gene: Fhos
Product: FH1/FH2 domain-containing protein 3
Exons: 28
Coding region: 272-8098 (2608 amino acids)
Biological process (GO): cortical actin cytoskeleton organization; actin filament network formation
Cellular component (GO): cytoskeleton; cytoplasm
Molecular function (GO): actin filament binding
Source: RefSeq, a predicted model, not a curated record
UUUGCUCGCUACUUUUCUCUUCUGUGAGGUCGCGGAGAAGUCUUCCGCGAAACGAUUGAUCGUUUCCUAAUCCGUAGUCUUUAUACCCGUGACUUCCUCUUCGCUUCAACAUCUUAUCGCAGUUGGACGAUUGGUGCCGGUGAAUCGUGUGACGGUGGUGUGGCUACUCCUGUGCUUCAUGGUGGUUCAUGAAACUGAUUCCGGAAAGCAUUUCUGAAGACCUAUUUUCUUCUUUUGAGAUUUCUUCGUCAUCCUGAGUAGCACAGAAUCUAUGGCAUCGUAUAGAAGCUACGGUGAUACAGGAGCAUAUCGGAGCAAAACCGGCGUCGGCAUUGCUAACACGUUCGGUAGGAAUACUUCCGGUAGAAACAUGCCAAGCUGCAGAAGCGGCUAUUCCGGAGUAGCAUCAAAUUCCGCUCGAGUUGCUAACAAGGAACGAGCGUUCGACGGUUUUGAAAGCGCUUUUCUUAAAAAAGAUAAAUUUGAGGAGAAAAAUACAUUCAAAUAUUCAUAUACCAAAGACGCUGACAAAAAUCGAUUACAUUCCGGAAGAUCUUCGUCUGAAGACAUGAGCGUGAAAAGCCCGCUAUCUAAUAGUAGGUCGUCUCUCUUUGAAAAGUACUCGUUUUCAGCUGGCAAAACAUCGGAGAGGCCAUCUUCCGUGUUAGACAGAUAUAACCGACCGGCUUCGCGAGGGAAGAGCAGAGAGCCCGAAGGAAUAUCACGGUACGGAUCCGGUACAUAUUCUGGAUCGAGUUUCAUACGAAAUUAUGGCAACGACGGCCGAAUCGAAAAGGACCAUCCAUCAGUCUCUUAUAGAGGAUUACGUUCUAAUUCUGCAAAAACAUCACGCGAGCCCAGUCCGGAAGUUGGUGUCGGAAAAGCAAAUUCCUUCAGGAUCUAUUCAAGAGCAUCGUCUUAUAAUCGCUCAGCUGCAUCGCCCAGUACGUCUGAAUCAAGCUCGACCACAAUCUCAACAAGAUUUGGCUCGACAGCUGGUUCACGAUUUCUCUCAUCGCGAAGCAACGAACGAAUACCCACGGCCAUAAAUUAUUCCGCGACAGACAGACUCCGAAACGCGAGUACUAAGUCUAUUAAUCAGAAAGACGAAGAAGAAUCAAGGCUUGCUAUCAUGCCUGACAAAGAUGAAAAUCAUAAAGCAUAUAAAACUUCAAAUCGAAUGGAAGAGGAUGAAACCGACAGUAGGCUUUCUGACAGCGAAUUUGUGACGCUGACGAUGGUGACUAGAAGUACUUCACCAACACCUCCAGCUUCUUCGUCCUAUGUCAGAAACAGGCGGGCUGAAAUCGGUAUUGUUUAUCAGAAAGAAGUGAUCAGAUCUCGAAAAUUACCGGAUACCAUGAACGAAGAGACGCAGUGCGAUCGAAUGGAAGAAACAUCGAGAUUCUCGAGGUACGGCAACAAUAGAAUAUCCGGUGCACCCUGGUCAGCGUAUUUGGAUAAAUACUCGUCAUCAGGCACAACAUCGGUUGGAGGUCCAUCUAUGUAUUCGUCCAGAGGAUUCACUAAUGCAAGCUCUUCCAGUGGUAGAUUCAAUAGCUUCGGUUAUACGAGAACGAAUGAAUCUCCGGCGACCACGAGAAAUGAAUCAGCUACCAAGGAAUCGUUGAGUUCUAGUCAGGAAACUCCUAGUUCUAGCAAUAAAAAUCAAAACGAGAAAGUUUCCAGUGGUUUAAAAGACACUACUAGCAAUGAAAAUUCAACGUCUAGUGACUCAAAUGCAUCAUCAAACGCGCAAAAUAUUCAUGGCACGAACAAAGAAAUAAAUGGUAGGAUACGAGAUAGCGAACAGUGUUCCUGCGGAGGACGAAAACCUGAAACGAGCGGAAAUUCUGAGAGCUCUAGAGUUUUUAACCAGAACGUUGCAUUUCACCGCAAAGAUGAUUCAAUGGAGGAUUCUCAGGAAAGCAACGGUAGUCGCGAAGAUUGGAGUAGCAGACAAAGUUCUGUAUCGAAGUGUGAUGAAUAUAACCAAAGAAAACCGUCUAUUCCGCGGGUUGGACGUAGUUCAACCAACGUAGUUCAGCCAAAGAGCGAAAUAAAAAUUUCCAAAUGUUCUUCAAAGACUGAGAUAAUAUCACCGAAACGGGAAGCAUACUGUGAAAGGAGAGGAUCUACUCCCAAAUCUGAUGCCAGUUCUUCUUCUAAGAACUCUUCGAAAGAGGAAUCUCUUCGAAUUGUAGAAGGACAUUGUCAAAAUCAAAAUGAAGAAAUUAUUUCCCAUAAGCGAGAUAUUUCGCAAAGAAAAGAUUCUACAUCGAGCGGUUCUUCACACAAUCGUUCGACACCGCAAUCUAGGAAUGGAUCGACAAGGAAUAUGCCGCGUCAAAUGACGCGGACCGGCUCAUCAGAUGGAUCCUCUGUAAACAUGCCAAUUGGCAGAUCGAAAUCAUCGUCAACUAGUUCGGUGACGAGUCAGAGUAUAAAAAUAAAGGCGACGACGCCGCCAUCGUCCGGCAAGUCAUCCGGGGGUUUAGUUCCGCCAUCAGUGAAUCUACGACAAGGCGGUUCGCCGUACGCGCGCGGCAAACCACCUGUGCCGAAAAAUGAUACUACGACCGCUGCCACAUCGAAGUGCAUCGUGGCAGCGAAGUACGUGAACAAAGAUUUCCGCAAGUCGACCUUGAACAUGGAGAAUGGCGAUAUGUCGCGCUCCAAGUGCGCGAGAAGGAAGAAGAGCCAGAGAGCUAUCUGCGUCAGCUCCAAGAAUUCCGAGAUGACCACGGAAUACAUUCCCCAGGCUGUCUCCUCGGAGUCUUCGAAGCCUAGUCAAUCGAGAUUAAUGACUCUUUCGGGAAAAUCAAAGCAUAUGCUUGGAAGGAGCGGUUCAAAUGGCUCAAUGAAAUGGAAAGAAUCGAGAGGCGAAUCAAAGUCACCUUGCGAAACGAAAAAGAGGCCAUCUGUGACAUCUGUUUCUAGCAAUAGUAGUCAGUCGAUCUCCGCAAAUUCUUCCAGCAGCGAAGAUAAUGAUGAAAAUGCAGACAGGUCGGAUUCGAAACGGAGAAGAAAACAAGCAUCAGAAUCGUCCAAAUCGUUCGAAAUAAGAGGCAAGAUCAGUGCAGGAUCAUCAAGAACAAGCGUGUUGGCAUCAUCUACCGAUGAGAUGUCCUUGAUGACAGAGAAACCACCCAGGCCACCAUCUAGUCCAAAAUCGAAAAAUGAUCGUGCAGUGAAAACGGAAGAGGCCAAGUCGUUUUUGAUGAGAGCACUAGCACCAGUGACAAAUUUUUUUAAGAACAGGAGUCAAGAUUUAAGUGAUACAAGUAAAUCAGGUAAUUGGGUUGAUUCGAACGAGGAGAACUAUGAAAUCUGUAACAAGUCAAGACAGUCGCUAUCAUCUUCAAAACCGAUUAGUCAGAAUUUGUCAAAAGGUCUUAGCUUUACUAAUUCCGAGAGGAAUGACGAAAUAAAAAAAAAUAAUAUGAGAAUUCAACAUCAGUCUUCUGGGGAGAAACCGUGGUGGUUGGAUUCAAAUUCUGAUAAUGUUCCGGAAGGAGUUGAAAAGGAUAAUCGAUGGAACGAAGAUGUCAGUCAGGACACAACAACCAGCACAGCGUUACCAGAUGAUGGAAAAUGUAAGCUCAAAUUUUGGAAACAAGAAUCGGGAGAACGUGCCUGGUGGUUGGACGAUGUUUCGGCAGAAGAAACAAAGAGAUCACCCUCCUCGGCAUCUCCCGUCUCCAGACGAGGUUCCAGUCGAGGCAGUUUUCGAUCAGCUGAUCGUCGAAACCGCAUCAGGCAUCAGCAAUCUGGUGAACGAGCGUGGUGGAUGAGCGAUGAUCCCGAGAAUGUUCCAGAGGGUGUAGAGAUCAUUCCUACAGCGUCUUCCGAUAGUCAUAGUGUCGACCAACCUGAUGGCUUUGUCGAUAACGAGAGCCUCUAUUCUUCAAAGCCGCUUAAAAAGAUCCGGCAUAUUGAAUCCGGGGAGAAAGCAUGGUGGAUGGAUAGCUCCUCGAACAUUCCUGACGGGGUCGUCAGGAUUCCUGUGGAAACUACCAACAGCACUUCUGACUCCUCCGAGUCAUACGAGAAGAUCGAUAUCGGCGUUAACCCUGAACCUGAAACACGUGCGAAGAAAAGCCUUUCUAGAUUUCCUAUCGAGUUUCCGCCGCCACCAUCCGAGGAGCCGUUGGGAGAUCGCGCGAGUCCAGAAGGGGUCGAGAAUCCACCUGACCCGCCGGAUAAUUAUGGAGGACGGGACUCACCUUAUGACAAUGUGCCGACACCUCGAAGGUUAUCACCAAGGAAACGACCCUCCACCUUGCCAUUGUUCAUUGGUCAGCAAACUGACAUCGAUGACGUGCUCGGUGAUACAGCUGCCCUAUGCCAUAGUCCUGUUCUCUCCCGUAUUCGUAAACAGAAACGCGUUGAAGAGGAUUCUUCCGAAAACAAUUCAGAGUGCGAAGAAAUAGAUGCGACUCAGGUGAUUAUUCAUGACAGCACGCCGAAAACACCGGUGAUUCAACGAAGACAUCGUGACAAUAAGAGAAUUCAACCCGAUGGCUAUAUUUCGCUCGACGACACGGCGCUCCAACUGUACAAGGGCGGAGAUUAUGGCGCUUAUCUGGACCUCGAGGCUUCCAUCAACGAGCAACAGGAGGAGUUCGAGGGUUUCUACGAAGGUGAGAGCCGGAAGAACGCGAUCAUUCUCAGGACCCAGCUGUCCGUGAGGGUCCACACUAUCAUAGAAAAAUUGCUGAACAGCGAGGGCCGCGAGCUGCGACGGGCUCUCUUCUCCCUCAAGCAGAUUUUUCAGGAGGACAAGGAUCUCGUGCACGAGUUCGUGCAAAAUGACGGACUUGCUUGUCUUAUCAAAGUCAGCAGCGAAGCUGACCAGAAUUACCAAAAUUAUAUUUUACGAGCACUUGGCCAGGUGAUGCUGUACGUCGAUGGUAUGAACGGGGUAAUGGAACAUGGACAAACGGUAGAAUGGCUGUAUACAUUAAUUGCAAGUCGUUUUCGGCUGGUGGUGAAGACGGCAUUGAAGCUGCUGCUCGUAUUUGUGGAAUACGUAGAAACAAACAGUCUGCUCUUGGUGAGGGCUGUCAGAGCGGUGGAUCAGGCCAGGGGCGUGGUGCCAUGGAUUAACGUGAUGAAACUCCUGAAGGAUUAUGAUGCCGCCGAUACGGAGUUGCUUAUAUACGCGACAACAUUGAUUAACAAGUGCUUGAACGGCAUUCCUGAUCAGGACACUUAUUAUGAUCAAGUUGACUGCCUCGAGGAGCAAGGCAUGGAGGGCGUCAUUCAAAGGUACAUGUCGAAGCAGGGCACGGACCUCGAUUUGCUCAGGCAGUUUCAAAUUUAUGAAGCGGUGCUGCAUCACGAAGACGGCGAUAGAGGUUCGCCGAUACGCCAAUUAGAUGACAAUAUAAGGAAGACCUUGCGGAACCGGAAAUCUUUAGUGGAUUCUCAUGAACGACGAAAAUCUCGGAGGCAUUCGACAGGUAAUUCGCCCUUGUCGAUGUCUUUGAAUGCGCGCCUAAGUCCACGGCUUAAUCAUUCUCUGGGUGUGAGCUCGCUGAACAACACCUUGAACUCCAAUUUACCAGACGAUGACGACGAAUCAAGUAGCUCUCAAAGUUCCCACAGUCAUCUGGGUGAAGUUCAGCUCAACGGUAGUUAUAAAGAGAAUAAAGUGGAUGUUGGUGUUACACCAGCGCUGAGACGGCGAAGAGAACGUGCGGAAAGACAGAGGAGCUUUAUUAGAGAGCAACAAGAGGCUACCGCAAAUAUGAGAGCUUCGCUUGGUCAUACUGAUGAUCAGGAAAGUCAAUUCCCAUCGAACAGUCUGCGAUACACGAACGGCACUUCGUAUGAGAGGAACGCUGAUUCUCCCUCGAACAAGUUGUCUAGAGCGAACAGCAGGAAGGACUUGACGCCCUUGAUGAAUGCGGCGAACAAGCUUGAUUCGGAGGAGAAGAAACCAUGGUACGGCAAAAGUCCCAACGAAGGUGUCGAGUACGACGAGAGUAAUCACACUGACGAAGAUGGGGAUCGUCGAGUGGUUCUACAGCUUAAGAGGGAAGGUACCGUCAAGGAUCUCACGCAGAAGUUGGCGGCACAGAAUCUUAUACCUAGCAGCCCUGUGGAGGAGAAAGUUUCCAGAAUAGGAGACAUGAGCGGGCUGAUUUCGAAGGCAAAGGAGGGCCUGGCAAAAUCAAAAUCAAAGGCGGAUGUAUUGAAAUCACCGACCGGUGACAAUCUGCCCAAGCUGCAGGAGACGAAGAAAUCCGAGAACGAGCUGCAUUGGGAGGAGUUGGUGAAGAAGCUGCAGAGACCGCUCGCGCUCUGCGACCUGGACUUCACCGAUCUGAAUUCCGACGAUGAGAUCGAUGUGCUAGGAUCCACUAAUGUGACGAAUGGAGUGCCCCCCCCGCCACCGCCGAUGGCACCUCCUGGAGAUGUUCUGGCACCUCCGCCACCGCCGUUGAACGCGAGACUACCACCGCCACUUCCUCAAGGUCCACCACUGCCUUUCGGCGUCAAUCUAAAGGUAUCGAGACCGCCGCCGCCGGCCAGCGAAGCGCCGAAGAGUCCACCGUUGUUGCUCGCGAAGAAGAGCAAAAAGACUGUGAAGCUGUUCUGGAAGGAGGUACGGGAUGAUCCCAAUAUACUUGCGCGGCUCGACAAACACAAGAUGAUCUGGGACGAGUUGUCACCUGUGACCGUCGACACGCAGAAACUCGAGCACCUUUUCGAGAGUCGCGCCAAGGAUCUGAUCACCAAGAAGCAGCAAGAAAUGAACAAGAACAAGGAGAUUAUUGUGCUGAAUCAUAAAAGGUCUAAUGCCAUCAACAUUGGUAUGACAAAGCUGCCGCCACCGAGAUCUAUUAAAACUGCCAUCUUAAAAAUGGACGCUACAAUCAUGAAUAGGGAGGGUAUCGAGAAACUUUUGACGAUGCUGCCCACUAAAGAAGAAAAAUCCAGAAUACAAGAAGCGCAGGCCGCCAAUCCUGAUCUUCCUUUAGGAUCGGCGGAGCAAUUUCUUUUGACUUUGACUUCCAUCUCGGAAUUGCCGGCAAGGCUGAAGCUGUGGGCGUUCAAAUUAGAUUUCGAAAAUUCUGAGAAGGAAAUCGCGGACCCUUUGAUGGAUCUGAAGCAGGGUAUGGAAACACUGCGUGUGAAUAAAACGUUCCGUGGGAUUCUGAGCACGCUUCUUUCGAUCGGGAUAUUUCUCAACGGAAAUGAGGUGAAGGGCUUUCAACUAGAAUACCUCGUCAAAGUACCUGAAGUGAAGGAUACGGUUCACAAGCAUUCGCUGCUUCAUCAUCUCUGCCACAUGGUGAUGGAGAAGUUCCCGGAUUCUACGGACCUUUAUUCCGAGAUUGGCGCGGUAACGAGAGCCUCGAAAAUCGAUUUCGACGAGCUGGCAGCGAACAUCGCGAAACUCGAGAGCGAGUGUAAAGCGUCUUGGGACCAUCUCAAGCUCAUUGCGAAGCACGAUGGUUCCACAAUGAUGAAGGUCAAGAUGUCUGAUUUUCUUGCCGAUUGCGCCGAGAGGAUAAUCGUCUUAAACAUCGUACAUAGACGUAUCAUAAAUCGUUUCCGCAAGUUUAUCCUGUGGCUUGGAAUACCACUGCAUAGAAUACAAGACACGAAGCCGAACGAGUUCUGCAGGAUUGUAUCCGAAUUUGCUCUGGAGUACAGGACCACCAGGGAGCGAGUGAUACAGCAGCUUGAGAAGAAAGCCAAUCAUCGGGAACGCAAUAAGACCAGAGGAAAGAUGAUAACGGAGGUCGGCAAGUUUCGUACAAAAGAGGAUCGAGCAGACGCGGAACUCAGACAACUACUUGGCAGUGACAUUUCAGAUGUCGAGAGUAUCCACGGUACUUUACCAUGGCGAAGACAAAGGAAAGACGGACGCAUAAUUCCACUGGGUCCAGUGCUCAGAGAUGAAAGCACCAACGGCAACUUGGCCGAUGGCGUUGACGAACUGUUGGAAUCUCUGGUGAAAACCGCGACGAAAGCACCAGCCACGAGAACCACGCCACGCGAGCGCAAGAGGACCAGACACGCCGAUCUGAAGCGAUCACGCACCCGGGAGAACAACACUACGCCGGAGGGGUAUCAACCCUGAUGGGCCAGGUUUCGUGAUCUCUGCGAUUAAGUGCGUAGAACGCUAAAGAACGGUCUCUCGGAAGAGGAGAAAAAGCACAUCGCCGCCUACAUCAAGGGCUAUUGACUGUGAUAAUACUCGAAGGCAACGACAUGCUCUUACGGAACGUGACAAAGGAACGUCGAUAUCGCGAAGGGGCGGAAGCUCGGUGAAAACAUCGCGACCCUCGUCGAGAUCUUGGCUAAAGGAUCCGGUCCACCGUUAUUAUCAGGAUACUCCGAAGUUGAACGAUACGAUUUUGUGACAUGUCGUCGAGUUUGACACCUGCGUUAAAUCUUGUUAAACUUCGUGCGUAUACAUUUGUCGUUCGAUUUACCAAAAUGGAAUAAUAAAUAAAGGAAAAAUUUAAAGAAAUGCGUCUUGUCGCGAAUUAGCCAAAUAUCAAUCGGUUUUAAGCUUAAGUGAAUAGGUUCUUCUUAACGCGUCGUUCACGUGUGAAGAAAGAUAUUUCUCAGAUAUAUUGGAGACUCUAUAAAAAUUUCUUCACUGUCUAUAGAUUUCCUAGUUAUAUAUGUCUCUCUAUCUUGUAGAGAAAUUGCUCUUUAACGAAAUUUUCUUUAUUCCGCGUAAAAACUUCUGAAAACUUUAACGACGCGGUUUUAUAGGUUUUUUUUUACAUUGUCUUAUUUUCUUGUUAAAAAUUACACGUCCUCGUUGUUUACAUAUUAAAAUAUUUUAUGUGUUAUACUCAAUCAGAGAUGAUAGAAAUGAUUAAAUAAGAGAGUAAGGUGCUGGGUUGUUCAUUGAUAGACUGAUAAUCGGAAUACUUGAAUUUGAUUCCGACUUUGUCACCUUGUAUGUAAAAAUAGAUUGAAAAAAAUUUGAGUGGGAAAUAUCACUCAUUGUGAUAGGAACAAUUUAGAAUAAAGAAAAAAUAAUUUUAUUGUUGUGCGUUUAAUACAGCGUAGUAUUGUUGUUCAAUAGGAUUUAUUUAAUAAAAAGCAUUUUUAAUUAAAAAAUGCUUAUAAAUGAUGGUGCAUAUGCGUCGUAAAUGAUUUAAGCUGACAAAGCGUUGCAUCUGGCUAUGCAACAGAUUAUUAUUCCCGUUAAUGGAUAACUGCCAUAGAAGAAAUUUAAAAAUUAUUUAAAAAGGUAAGUUCAAACAUAUAUCGAUACGAGAAAGAACUGAUAACAUCUUCUAAACUUAUCAAUUCAGGUAAUUUAAUAAAUUUAAGCAUGAUAUGAAUAAAUUUACACUAGCUGUCACUGUCAGUUGUUUUAUACACUAGCACAUGUUUUUCUGAAAAUUUUAUUUUCCCUAAUGCGGAGAUUUAUAAUGGAAUUUACGUAUAAAAAUUCUUUACGUAUAAAAAUUUCCACUACACGAAAAAAUAGAUUUAAAAAAAUCUGGUAUUAAUAUUACUAGCGAAAUCAUGUGAAUUGUCUAGUUUUUCUUCUAAGAUAUAUAAGUAGUUAUGAAGUACUAAGAGCUUUUCUUAAAUUAAAUCGCGGACAAUACAACAUAACAACUCAGCACCAAACUGUCAGAUGCAUCUAUCAUUUCCAUUUCGCUAGCGAUACUCACGAAGUUGAAAUGCGUCUUAUUUGCGCGACGAUUAGAUAUCAUUGUAAGAUUUAUUGUGAAGAUUUACUCGAAUUGCGGACGACAGAAUCGACUCGACAAUAUAUCAUAUAUAAGACCACGUGCCUCGACGAAUUUUUAUAAUCGAUUUUUAUGAUCGAUUUUUGAGACCGACUACUCGAAUAAUCGACACUUUUGUUCACGUCGAUCGAACGAAAAAACUCUGCUACUUUACGAAAUAACUAUAUUCUAGAAUGAUUCCUGUCAAGUAGCGAAUAUACCAAUAUAUGCUGGACAACGUAAAAAUCUAGCAGCAUGACACGCCUAGCAAUUUAGAUAUCUUAAUCAUCAUUUUAUUAUUGCGUUUCAUAGAGGCGCAUAAUCGCAAUCAUUGUAAUCUUUCUGUGGAAAUACUUCUUGAAAUAAAACGUGAAAUCAUUAUAAAUGGGUGACAACUCUA